AUGACGAUAGUUAUGUGCACAACUUUAGGGGUCGCUGUCGAUAUUACUCGAUUCUGUUAUUCUACAGUAUUUGAUUACAGUAAGCGGACCACAUUCGAUCGGCAUACAACCAACUAUCAGGCAUGGCGAGAGCAGAUGACCGUGUGUGAUCUGCUGCAAGAAUACGAUGCAGCCGUCAGACCAAGCGGACGGACUCCUUACAAUAAUAGCAGAGGGCCGGUUAUUGUAGUGACAAGUCUCAAUAUUCGUUCGAUAUCGGCCGUUUCUGAAAAGAACAUGGAAUUCGUAGCUCAGUUUCGAUUCCGACAAGAAUGGUUUGACGAUCGCCUCCGAUUUAUGGAUCACCAGGGUCCGCUUUCUCCAGAAUUUCGUAACUUCGAGUUCAUACAUGUGGCCAGAGAUCAACGUUUGUGGAUUCCAGAUACAUUUUUUCAAAAUGAACGAAACGGGUGGUACCAUAUGUUGGACCAGGAGAAUCGCUUUUUGAAGAUUCGCUCAGACGGGAAACUCAUCUAUGACAGAAGGUUAACACUUCACUUAUCGUGCUCUAUGCAUUUAUCACGUUAUCCUAUGGAUUCACAAAAUUGUGAAAUCGCUUUCGCUUCCUAUGCUUACACAACCGAUGAUAUUAAAUACGAGUGGGAUGUAGAGGCGAUUCGAAUUCACGACGGAGCCAACGGAGCUUUGCCAAAUUUCGAUAUCGCCACUUUCCGAAACGGAACUUGCCACUCGAAAACCAACACAGGCGAGUAUUCGUGCUUGCGAGUUGAACUGAAAUUGAAUCGGGUCUUCUCGUUCUUUCUACUACAACUGUACAUUCCGUCGUCUAUGUUGGUCGGAGUCGCUUGGAUCUCAUACUGGAUUGAUUGGAAAAGUACAGCUGCUCGAGUACCACUGGCUAUCGUCACUCUGCUUACAAUGAUCACUACUUCCCAUGGUACGUUUACAUCAAUUGACAUUUGGGUUGGAGCCUGUGUUGUGUUCAUCUUCUUUUCCCUGAUCGAAUAUGCUGUUGUCAACUACAUGGGGAUAUUGGACGAGCACAGACAAAUGCGGAAAGCUGCAUGUAAUCGAAGUCGACUGUCCAAUGUUAUUGACAAUCAGAUAUGUAUCUCCAUUGUGGGAUUCAGCCCACAGGAGAAGAAGCGCCUCCUGCGACGGAAGCGGAACAAAUCAUUCGAGUUGAGGGAAGAAGAGGUUGGCUUGGACUAUGAUGGCAUUGAACUUAGCGACAUGAGUCAACCACCACGAACAGCCGGCCAUGUGGAAGAGGGUUGGACAUUCCAGGAUACGACCGAUUUGGUCUACAUCGGUCAACGAAAGCGGAUUGAGCUUGUUCGGUGGUGCAGCGUACUUUCAUCAAGAGGUCGCGCAGAACGAAUAGAUAUUAUCGCCAGGAUCAUCUUCCCAAUCGCCUUCAUUUUGUUCAAUUUCGCCUACUGGAGUAUAUAUCUGGAAGAGCAAGAUGAAUAG
Messenger RNA from Haemonchus placei, 1473 nucleotides. The record is from the annotation of a GenBank genome assembly. Lineage: Eukaryota; Metazoa; Nematoda; Chromadorea; Rhabditida; Trichostrongylidae.